Messenger RNA from Mercenaria mercenaria, 2064 nucleotides. RefSeq lists its product as uncharacterized. The record is from RefSeq and is a predicted model, not a curated record. The transcript is spliced from 3 exons. The coding region runs from base 104 to 787 and encodes 227 amino acids. Lineage: Eukaryota; Metazoa; Mollusca; Bivalvia; Venerida; Veneridae.
GACAUUUGUUGUUAUUUUCGUCGAAGAGUCAACACGAGGACUUAAAAAGUUGCAUUUUUCUUGAUAAAUUGACGGAUAUUUACUUUUCUGAUGUGUAAUCACAAUGGCAAUGAUUGACAGUUCGAACAUCUUGGAUAUUUCUGGCCGAUCACGGCGUGUGUUACAGAGUCCAGGCAAAAACUACGACGGGGAAGGCGAGAGAAACUUGGAGUUGCGUGGGAUCUUCGAAGUUCUCAGUGCAUACAGAGACUACGAGGGUGGAAUAAACUGCAGCAAAUGUGGUAAGCUGUACAAAAGCAAAGUGUGUUUCAUCAAACAUUUGUGGGAGCACAGUGUUUACUGGGACCUGUUUCCUGGUGACAAGAACCACGAGCGAGUUUUGGCUAUACAAGCAGCCCUCAUCCUUUACUCUAGAUACCUGGGUGUCACACAGGAAGAUGCGGAAAGACUACGGGACCUGUUAGUUACAUCACCGAGCGGACACGAUGCAUCAGUAACACAGACAACGCCAAAGAAAGGGAAACCAGCACACACAUCUCUAAUGCCAACUUCUCCAAAAACUGUGCGACAGGUUUCGCACUUUCAGUCACCACACAAAGAAAUGCUUGAGAACACACGACCUGUCCAUUAUCCAGCCAGCACCCAGCUCCUAUCCCCUGUCACGCCUGAGAAAGAGUUUGAACCUAGACUUGUUUGUCCAGCAACACCGAGGAAAGAUAAACGCAAAUCAGCAGCAGCAAAAUUGCAGCGCACAUCAAAGAAAAAGCGUAGGCUAUUACUUGAGUGAAAACAAUAUAAAAAAAUGCAGACACCUUUUGAAAAAUGUGUUCAGUAAGAUAAACUUUGCCCCAGUUGUGAUGGAAACAUUGUGAGAAAUAAAUGUAGCUGUAUUCUUGCAAGUGUUGAAAUAUAGCAAUUUCUUUGUGCUUGUUGUUUGCUAGUUAAAAGGGUUUUAAAAGUGUUAACUGUAAUUACCAUUUGUUAUUUGUUAGUGCUUGCCAUGUUGAAAUUAUUGUAACUGUUAUUUUUAUCCGCUCCCAAAAGGUGGAGGGAGAUAUAAUUGGCGUUGUCCGUCUGGCUGUUCAUUGAAGCGUCUGUCCGAAAAUGAAAAUGCUUAUAAUUCAAAAAGUUAUUUUAGCUAGAAUCAACAAACAUUUAUAUAACUAUAUAGCACAUGACCUUUGCUCACCUGUAGUAUUAUCCCACUUGACUUAGUAAAAACGGCUUUUCCCUGUGAUUUGGUAAAUAUUAAGGAUGUUUGACUGUGUGUAAGUAACCUUUUGGUAGAUUUUUAUGAAUCUUUACACAAAUGGAGAUCACUAUUGGGCAGUGAUUCAUGCACAACUUUAAUCAGGAUCACUUUAGUUACUUUUAGAGUUAUUGCCCUUCAGUUGUUUUACAGUCCAUGAAUACUGAUUGGCCUUUUCUCACAUUUAAUAUUAUCGCCCUUGAUCCACUAAAGGUAGAGCUUUUCUCCUUGAUUGGCCCCAUGUGGUUCUGGGACGAUCUGUGUAUGAAAAGAAUUGAAACCACUGCCUUACCCUUGCAUGAUAGUAAGAGGGGACUAAUAGGGUCUUAACACUUGGUUUUGCAGUAACUCUGUGAUUCCAGCAGGUAUGCAAAUUUUGAUUCCAUACCUCAUGUUUUUAUUUCGAUGUAAAUGAGAUGUGGAACCAAAAUUUGUAGUCCUGUUUGGCGCCAUACAACCUAUACUGUGUUGGUGCGCCGUAAAACCCAAAUAAAUAAAUAAAUUUCCCCUUGAUUGAGUAAAAAUGUCUUUGAUUGGGAUCACUUCAGUAAAUUCAGAGUUAUCCCCCCUAAUUGUUUUACAAUCCACAGAUUCUCACAUUACAAAGUAAUCCAUUGAUGGAUCUUCAUCAAAUAAAAAAAAAAUAAGAUGGUUAUGUGUGAUGGUGCGUGCACAUCUUUCAUCAGGAUCUUUUCAGCAACUGCCCAUAAAUUGUUUAAAAAAUCAGAAAUAUAUCUGGAAAAUAAAUAUCCCCCUUAUUCACAAAACUAGCUAUUCAGCGGGGGAUAUAAAUUCACAGAAUUUUUGUGUGUGUG